Molecule: messenger RNA, 1527 nt
Organism: Micromonas pusilla CCMP1545
Lineage: Eukaryota; Viridiplantae; Chlorophyta; Mamiellophyceae; Mamiellales; Mamiellaceae
Exons: 1
Coding region: 1-1527 (508 amino acids)
Source: RefSeq, a predicted model, not a curated record
AUGGCCAGCGCGCUGUACACGGACAUCAAGAAGUGGAAGGACGGCAAGCCCGGAAGCAUCUUUUGCCGACCGCGCGAGGGCCUCUUCGGGAUGCGCGACUGGGCGGACGACCCGGAGCUCGCGCACCUCGUCGCGCCGUCGAACGGCCCGGACGGCGAGGAGAAGUUCCUCGUGAUGUCGUCCGAGAACGCCAAGCGCGGGCACAUGAAGCGCGGCGGCGCUUCCCGCCCGAUGGCGAGGAGAGACUCCCCGGAUGGCGCGGCGUCCGGGGACAGCGCCGCGGAGCGCGUGCGGAUGGUCGCGGGCGCGGACGGCGGCCUCGACGUGCUCCUCGCCGCCGCGACCGCGGAGGGCGACAUCGAUGCGGAGGGACGGCGAAGGGCGGGCGCGGGCACGGGCGCGGGCGCGACGACGUCGGGGAAGCGCCCGCGCGACGUCGAGACGCCGCCGCCGCUCGCGGAGACGACCGCGGAACCGGCCGUGGAACACUCGAAGGACGGGCACGUCGUGCGCCACGUCCCGUCGAAGCGACGGCACGUCGUGGGCUCUUCGACCGGCGUCGACCCCGCGCCGGCGGCGCCGGCGAAUCCGUUCCGAGGGGUCAAGCGCGCGCCGAUCGACGUCGCCGUCGCGGCGGCGAACCCGGAGUUGUCUCGACGGCGGGACCUCGCGGCGGCGUGGGAUCACCCGCGGAUCGCGCUCGCGCGCGCCGCGGGGUUGAACGCCGUGCGCGCCGCGGGCGCGGGGAUGUUCCAGCAUCCGUCCGCGCUCUCCGCCGCCGCGCUCGACCACGCCGUCGCGGCUGAGACCCGACGAGCGUCGGCGGCGACGGCGCCGCCGCCUCAGGGCCCGGGGGGGGGCGCGUCGGCGGCGGCGGCGGUCGCCGCGUCCCCCGCGGACCCGGCCGCGGACCGAGCCGUCGCGCUGGCCGCGUCGUUCACCGCCGCCGCCGCGGGCGCGUCCGCGGUUCUCGACCAGGGGGCGCUCGGGAGCGCGCACGCGCUGGGCGCGUGCGUGCGAAGCCUCGCCGCGGAGGCGUCCGAGCUGUACGUCCUACUCGGCCCGCACCCGGCGACGGUUCGAACCAUCGUCGCGCUCCUCGUCGCGUGCGCCGCGGGGGGCGAACGCUACCAAGCGGACCAACGCCUCGUCCUGACGCAGCUGUGGGAGGCGUGCCGCGGGAUGCACUUCCCGAACGGCGUGGGGGAGACCGAGGCGGCGACGCAGGCGCUGCGGCGGCGCGUCGUGGAGAUGGUGGAGGGCGCGAUCGCGGCCGCGGCGGGGAUGAACAUCGGCGCCGUCGCCGCGGGCGCGGGCGCGGGGGCGCGGGCGCGGGCGGACGGCGCCGGGCUCGGGCUCGGGCUCGGGCUCGGGCUCGGCGGCGCGUAUAAGGCUGACGCCGAGGCGGUGGCGCGCGCGGUGGCGAUGGCGCAGGCGCACGCGCGAGAGCAGGUGCAGAUGCGGGCGGGGGCGGCGGCGCAGGUGGCGGUGGCGCGAGCGGAGCGUCCGGAGAGCGCGGCGUCGUGA